GUCGGGGGCUAUCCCCUGUAGCCUGGAGUGGGACUGGCUUUAAUUUUUCUGUCAUGUGUGCUAGAAUUUCUAAUUAAUCUCCUCAAUUAAUUGGAGCGAUGAAAACUACCAAUCAUAACCACCCCCGGGGGUAGAUUCAUUAGCAAUGGAAGUAGACCUUGUGAGUCGAAUACAAUGACCAAGGUUGGAAUUUGGAGGGGAAAAUAUAUGAGAAUGAUGGGUCUCGUGACGAAUUCUAGAGGCUCGAGAACGGAGGCGAUCCAUGAAGGCUUACCUGUUUCGACACUAGCGGUUCCGAGGAGGAAAUGGGGUAAUUUGAUGCCUCUGUUUGCAAUUUUCGUGGUCAUUGCAGAGAUCGCCUUCUUGACUAGGCUUGAUUUGGCGAAGAACGCUGCUAUGGUCGAUACCGUCGCUGACUUCUUCUACGGGUCUCGUGAAGAAGCCACGUUCGAUAAUUUGGGGUUUGCUACAUUGGGUGGAGAUAGUAAUUCAGAAUAUCUCUAUCAGAAAAAAAGUAAUUCAGAAUAUGAGAGCUGUGAGAAAUGGUUGGAGAGGGAGGAUGCUGUGACAUAUUCAAGGAAUUUUACAACAGACCCUAUUUUGGUUGUUGGAGCUAUGCAGGAGGAGAUAUCAUGUUCUUUGGGAUGCAAGUUCGGUUCAGAUGAAGGCAGGGCCCCUGAUGCUUCAUUUGGUUCUCCCAGACAAGAUGGAAUGGCUCAUAUUCGACGAUCAAUGGAAUCAACUAUAUAUUUUCAAGAGAAUGAUAUUGCAGUGGCACGACGGAAGGGAUAUGACGUUGUAAUGACAACCAGUCUGUCAUCUGAUGUUCCAGUUGGGUAUUUUUCCUGGGCUGAGUAUGACAUCAUGGCGCCAGUACAGCCAAAAACUGAGAGUGCUCUUGCAGCAGCAUUUAUUUCCAAUUGUGGUGCUCCAAAUUUUCGGCUGCAAGCCCUUGAGGCACUUGAAAAGUUGAACGUCAAGAUUGAUUCUUAUGGUGGUUGCCAUAGGAACCGUGAUGAAAGAGUGGACAAAGUGGAAGCUCUGAAGCGCUACAAAUUUAGCUUAGCAUUUGAAAAUUCCAAUGUGGAGGAUUACGUGACUGAAAAAUUCUUUCAAUCCCUGGUUGCUGGAUCCAUCCCCGUGGUUGUUGGCGCUCCAAAUAUUCAAGAUUUUGCUCCUUCCCCUGGUUCCAUUUUACAUAUAAAAAAGCUAACAGACGUUGAGUCAGUGGCUAAGUCCAUGAAGACGCUAGCAGAAAAUCCUGAAGCAUAUGCUCAGUAUUUGAGGUGGAAGUACGAGGGCCCAUCUGAUUCUUUCAAGGCACUUUUGGAUAUGGCAGUGGUGCAUUCAUCUUGCCGCCUUUGCAUUCACUUGGCUUCUGCGAUUAGAGAAAAGGAAGAAAAGAGCCCCGGCUUUAAGAAACGCCCAUGCAGUUGCACUAGAGGCUCAGAAACUGUGUAUCAUGUAUAUGUGAGAGAAAGAGGAAGGUUUGACAUGGAAUCUAUUUUCUUGAGGUCUGGCAACUUCACUCUGGAGGCCAUGAAGUCUGCAGUUAUUUCAAAGUUUGCAUCCCUGAAUCAUGUACCCAUUUGGAGGUCCGAGAGACCUGAAAGCAUAAGAGGAAGCAGUGAAUUGAAAAUUUACAGAAUAUACCCUCUUGGCAUGACCCAGAGACGAGCUCUUUAUACCUUCAGCUUUAAAGGGGACGAUGAUUUUAGGAAUCACCUGGAAACCAAUCCUUGUGCCAAGUUUGAAGUCAUAUUUGUCUAGCCUUUGCUUUAUGUCUUAUGGUUUAGUUUAUGUAAAUAUUAAACACAGCGGCAUUACUGGAAAAUUUUUGUAAGAUAAUCAAGGUGAUACCUUUCUUUCGGUCAUUA
Molecule: messenger RNA, 1877 nt
Organism: Prosopis cineraria
Lineage: Eukaryota; Viridiplantae; Streptophyta; Magnoliopsida; Fabales; Fabaceae
Product: glycoprotein 3-alpha-L-fucosyltransferase A-like
Exons: 8
Coding region: 175-1770 (531 amino acids)
Cellular component (GO): membrane
Molecular function (GO): fucosyltransferase activity
Source: RefSeq, a predicted model, not a curated record